AUAAUUUACAAAUGUUUUAGCAUUUUUAUUUUAGUGUAAUUUAAAACCAUAUAAUUAUAAGUAAGGUUGAGUCCAAGGGUAGGAUAUGGUUCUAAAGUACACUAAAAAUAUAUAUGUAUAUAUAUAUAUAUUAGUUAUAAAAAAUGUUAAAAGCUAUUGAUAUUGUAAAUUAUAUUUUGUUAAAAAAUAUUUCUUCGCUUUAAGCGCGGAUCAUAGUCUAGGUUAUAUUAAAUAGGAAAAUUAUUUUAGAUAUUAUUUAAUUUUGAUUUUAAUUACUUCAACCCGUUUCAUUACUAAGUUUUAAUAAAAUAUAUGUAAUUGUUUUGGCUAAAUUUGUGAUAUAUACUUAUUUGAUAAAUUUUUAAUUAUAAAACCUGUUUGAUGUUAAUUUAUUAACUCUAACAUUUUAUUUGUAAAACCUAUUUGAUUUAACUUAAACCAAGCAUAAUCUCGCAUAUAUAGUUAUAUGUUCUGAAGAAUAAAAAUGAUUUAAAAAUAAGAAUCUAAAAAAUAAACUAAUAUUUAUUAAGUUUAAAGAAAUGUGAUUUUUUUAUGAAAAUACAAAAAAUAGUCUAUUAAUUUAAUUAAUUUCAUAUUAAAUGAUUUUUCUAUGUAUCUAAACCCUCAAAAAUAGUUAUAUUUAUUUUUAACUUCUAUAAAAUAUUUGAGUAAUUUUAAAUCAAAUAAUUUAAAAGAAGAUAAAAAAAUUAUUAAAAAUGUACGACAUUAUGUUUUAUAUUGUUUGGACAUAAGAUUAGUUAUUGUAUUGUUUGGAAAUAAAUUUAUUAAUAUAAUGUUACUAUGAUUAGAAGAGUGAAUUUAACUACAGUAUAACCUUUUUAAAUUAAUAAUCUAUAAAUUAAUAUACACUAAAAACUUCUAUAAAAUAAUAUAAUUUUAUAGUUCCAAAUUAAGUUUUUGGUUCAAUUAAUAUAUUGAUAAAUUAAUAACUUCUAUAAAUUAAUAAAAAAUAUAGUUUUGGUGUAGUCCCAAUAUUACUAAUUGAUAGAGGUUUUACUGUAUAUAAUAAAAUAGUGUAUUUAAUUUAAAAUUUUACAAAAGAAAGGUUAGAUCCGAUGGUUGGAUUCUGUUUUAAUAAAAGAGAAGUGUUUAGAGAUUUGUUUCUAGAGCAGGGCAUGUUCCAGCUUAGUAAACCUGAUGAUACAUUAAACUGAAGAAGCAUUUUAUCUAACAUAGACCCAGAGACCAAUUCGGAAAAAGCCACAUGAACUCAUCAACGCGUGACAUAUAACUGCAGUUACGUUAAAUUUGAAAUUCCUUAGAAAAUUUGUAUCAUAAAAUUUUUCUUGUGUAUGUUACUAAGUAUGUCAUUUUUAAUAUUGUGAACAUAUAAUCAAAUUCAAGUUAUGCAUAUAUUCAUUUCUUGAAAGCUAUAUUCAAUUUUUAAUUAAAUUAUUUUCCAUCCAAUAAAAAUCAUAGAACAAAUUAAUUCAACCAAAAAAGAAAAAAAAUUAGAAAGAUCUUAAUAGGUAGAUUACUAUUAAUGUUUGCAUGCAAGAAAGUUUGGGGUUAUAAUUUCAUAAAUAAUCUAUGCAUAUAAAUUAACGGAGAACAAUUUAUAAGAAAUUUUAGCAAUGGGCAAGUAAAAUCAUCAAAUUUUAUAGAACGUCUAAGAUAAUGCAAAUAAAACCAUAAGAAUUUUUUUCAUAGUUUAUAUAAUCGUAAUAUAUAUUUUUUUAAACAAUAAUAAAUUAGUAUCAAAAAUCCUAGAGUUUUUAGUAACCAGAUCAUCAAGUCCUAUAAGCCAUUAAUUUCUUCAUUAAAAAAUUACUAAAACUAAAUUUGGUAACAUAUUAAAAUAUGAAAUUGACCUAGUAAAAGUGGAUUAGCCCCGAUCAUAUGAUUUUGGAAACGGAGGAGAGGAAGAGAAAAAGAAGAUAGGAAUGAUUCCGACUGAUAUGGUGCGGUGGGUUAAAAUAAACGGCUAAUAUGAAAGACAGAAUACAAUCCGACGGCUAUUAAUUCAUCAUUCACUUAAAAAUGAAACUCUUCUGAACCCGGGAAAAUGUAAACCCCGAGUACAUACAUGCGCAUUGUAGCGAACCAUCAUUGAUAUUUCCGAAAAUACCCUCCGAUCAACCAUUGAUUUACAAUCUUCCUCCUUCCCCCGUAUAUAUAAACAAAGCUUUGGCCAUUCUCUGACGGUAUCCUUAACAAAAGCCGAGAAAAAAAAACCUCACCGCCGGUAAAAUUUUCCGGCGAUCUUGGAAAGAGUCGAGAAAGCCAGGGAAAGAGAAAGAGAUUGAAUCGGUUCUAGAGUGCACCGAUCAAUGGUAUUUCGCGGUGAGAUGACGACGACGACGACGAGACCGGAGCGACCCAAGACUCUCCAUAACUUCACGCUCCCGAGCUUGAAGUGGGGGAGUCAGCGACAUCUCACGUGCACGAAGAUCGAAUCUACGAGCAGCGGAAGCGGUUCCGGCGAUCCCCGUCUCCGACGCCGAUCUCCGCCUCUGAGAUUCUCUGAUUCCUCCGUCGCGAUCCCCGCCUCCGGCGAGUCUGAACAUCGGAGCAGGAGCAGCAACAGAAACAGCCAGCAUCGCCGGCCGAGGAACGCGCCGUUGAAAUCUGUGGAUGACGGCGGCGAGGAGGAGGAAGAGGAAGGGAUCGAGGAGUUCAGGGUGAAGAUCAUGUCGGAUCUGAAGACGGUGAGGGAUAAGAUCACGCAAUCGAUGUAUGCUCUCGGGGAGCGAGACGAAGAACAACGGAGAACCGAUGGCUCCGGCUCCGGUCAGGAGGAGAAAGAGGUUUCUCCGGUGAAGCCGUGGAAUCUGAGGAAACGAAGAGCGGCGUGCAAGGAACCAGCUGAGGGGAGGAUAGUGAAUCCGUCGCCGCCGCCGUCGAGAAACGACCCGACGAGGGUUGUGAAGGAGAGAUGCGGAGCGGUGGAAGCCGAGACGGCGGCGAAGGAGAUGAUGGUGCGGCCCAAGUUUUUCGUGAAGCUGUCGAAGAAGGAAAUCGAGGAGGAUUUCAUGGCGGUUGUGGGUCACCGACCACCGCGCCGGCCUAAGAAGCGGCCAAGGACCGUUCAGAAAAAGCUCGAUAGCUUGCAUCCUGCGUUUUAUUUGACUGAAGUGACGCUUGAUGAUUAUAAGGUGGAAGAAACCAAGAGAUGAUGAUGAUGAAUGAUGAUUGUGUAACUCAGUUGCCGUUGAAGUUUCAAGGAGUUGUCAAAUAUUUGAAAAAUUGGAUAAAGUCUUGAAGCUGCUUUUCGUUUUCUCAGUGAUUCUUCGUUCUUCUCAAGUUGUUCUGAAUAAACUGUACAAAAAAGCUAUGGAGAACGUGUAGGUUCCUGUUGAUUAAAUUUACAUAAUGAAGUUUCAUUUCACAAAAAAAUCUCAGACCAAGAAACAAUAGCUUCAUAGAUGUUUUAAAUGCUGUUAAGUACCUUUUUUCUCUUUGAAUUUUGAGCGUUCUCUCUAGAUCUCAGAUUUAUCACAUGCUUCAUCUAUCGCUUAGCACCGACAGAGGAAACAAAAAUGUUUUGUGAGAUAUCUAGGAACAGCUUGAUGUGUGUCAGUGUGAAGGAAGAAGAGAGUUUCCUGGCUCAAUGUUCUUUGAGUCUGUGCAAGGUGUUUCCUUUAGCUUCUAUGCUUGGAUGAAACGCAGAUCGUUAAACUUGAAAAAGGCUGCAAGUGUAUUUUAUUUUGAUUCCUAGGACAAGUUGAGAGUACCAAUUGGUUUUG
Molecule: messenger RNA, 3707 nt
Organism: Brassica rapa (field mustard)
Lineage: Eukaryota; Viridiplantae; Streptophyta; Magnoliopsida; Brassicales; Brassicaceae
Source: RefSeq, a predicted model, not a curated record